CAUUCUUUAUUCAAAUGAUAGAAAAACUAGCAGAGCAUUCGUUUUUGUUGCAUUAAUUAACACUAUCUAGUAUGUUAUUUGGUGGUGGUUGAAAUAGUUAUUCAAGAACUGUACAACAAAAUGAGACCUUGAGUUAAUUGUUCGACAUGAACAAUACAACGAAAUUCUGCACCUUGGGAGCCUUCCAAAAAGGCUACGAAGAAAUCCACGGUCCCUUAAGUCUGUCAGUGUGUGUCUUCGGUUCCAUAGCCAAUAUCCUCAACAUCUGUGUCCUCGCAACCAAAGAAAUGAGAUGGCCUACCAAUCUGAUCCUUACAGGACUAGCAGUAGCCGAUUUGUUGGUUAUGUUGGAGUACAUACCGUUUUCGUACUUGCGGUACUUCGAUCUGGACAGCAGGAAGACCAUCGCCCACUAUUCUUAUAGCAUGGCGGCCUUCACCAUGUUUCAUGCCUUCUUCAGUCAACUGUUUCACUUCAUUGCCGUCUGUUUGACUGUCAUUUUGGCCGUUUGGAGGUAUUUGGCCAUCACCAGCCCGCAUAAUAGCAGGUACUGGUGCGACGUCACAAAAACGGUCUACGUGAUAAUCUUCACCUACCUAGCCUGCCCCUUAGUAUGCCUUCCCCUCCUCAUAUCCCUCAAGCUGGAAGCUUUCAACCAAACUUGCGAUUCAACCGGUAGAAUCUUCAACAACAAAACAGACCUUCUCCAACCCAACGAGACCUACAACGAGGCCACUCUGUACGUCACCCAAUACUCCACCCAGGACUACGCCAACAUCAGCUUCUGGCUGUACGGGGUGGUCAUUAAAUUAGUGCCUUGCAUACUGCUGACGCAUUUGUCCUGCAAGCUCAUCCUGAAGCUGCUGGAGACCAAGAAGAGGAAAAACAAGCUGCUGCAUCGGGAUGUGCCUAUGAAAGUGGUGGGGGAAGCGAAGCCGAUGGUGACUGCUACACGGAAGAAGGAUAGACAGGCUGAUAGGACUUCCGGGAUGCUGGUGGCUGUAUUGUUGCUGUUUCUCAUUACUGAAUUCCCGCAGGGCAUUCUGGGAUUGCUCGGGGCCAUCAACGGGAAGCUGUUCCAGAUUGAGUGCUACAAUCCAUUGGGAGACGUAAUGGACAUUUUGGCUCUUACCAACUCGGGAAUCAACUUCAUUCUCUACUGCACCAUGUCCAGACAAUUCCGAACCACUUUCCAAGAAGUUUUCAGACUGAAGCACCUGCUGAGAUUCAAUCCCUUUUCCCACUACACUAAUGGAAUUGACAAGACACAAGAAAAAACGCAAAUAUCCGCCGUAUAAUACGGAUAAGAAACAGCUGAAUCGAAUGUAUACGG
Phaedon cochleariae (mustard beetle) is the source of this 1333-nucleotide messenger RNA. The record is from the annotation of a GenBank genome assembly. NCBI's taxonomy places the organism in Eukaryota, Metazoa, Arthropoda, Insecta, Coleoptera, Chrysomelidae.